AUGCACCCGGUGUGGGCCGCUCUGCUGCUCUUAGCCAUGUGUGCAGGGCGCAUAUCCAGCAAUCCAUUCACCUUGAGACUGGCUGCUGUUCUGGAUGACCCGAUGGAGUGCAGUCGUGGUGAGCGCCUGGCUAUCACCCUGGCCAAAGAGGGCAUCAACCGUGUUAGUAACCUCUCUGUGAUGGGCAAAGUGGAGGUGGACAUUUUUGAACUCCUGAGGGACAGCGAGUACGAGACAGGGGACACCAUGUGCCAGAUUAUCUCUAAGGGAGUUUUGGCGGUCCUGGGACCCUCUGCUAGCCCAGCUUCCGACACCAUCAUCAGUAAUAUCUGUGGAGAGAAAGAGGUGCCUUAUGUGAGGGUGGCCCCCGAGGACCUCCUGAGGGCCCGCUUCCCGCGCUUCUCGCCCCUGGACCUGCGGCCCACCAAUGCACAUGUCAGCCUAGCCGUGGUGGACUUGCUCUCCUUCUUCAACAGCACCAGCGCCUGUCUGCUCUGCGCCAGGGCUGACUGUUUGAUGAACCUGGAGCAGUUACUGCGUCAGUUCCUAAUCUCUAAGGAGACGCUGACUGUUCGUGUGCUGGAUGACAGUCAGGACCCCAUGCCUGUUCUAAAAGAGAUCCGCAACGACCAGACUGACACCAUCAUAGUGGACGCCAACGCCACUGUGUCCCACCUCAUCCUGGAACGGGCGUCAGAGUUGGGGAUGCUGUCCGUCUACUACACCUACAUCUUCACCACAAUGGAGUUCUCUCUGCUGCAGUUGGAUGACAUCCCGGUGGAGCGCUGGGUCAACAUCCUUGGCUUCUCUGUCCUCAACCACAGCCAUCCUUACUUCCCUGACCUCCUCCUCAGCCUCAACCGCUCCUGGCAGGAAAACUGUGACCAUGCCCCUUUCACUGGGGUCCCGCUCUCCCCAGCCCUGCUGUAUGAUGCCAUGCAUGUGGUGGUGUCUGCUGUGAGGGAGCUCAACCACAGCCAGAGUGUGGGCGCCACACAGCUAACCUGCCAAUCACCCAAAAUCUGGGCGCACGGCACCAGCCUGAUGAACUACCUACGGAUGACUAUGCCCCCAGCGAAUGCUUGUGACCGUGCCACUAUCAACCAUGUCAAGAGUCUGCUCCAUGGACGGACCGAUGUUCGGUAUGGUGUGGCUUUUCCUGCCCGGCUCCGUAUAACAUACAACAGCACUGAGAAAGAGUUCCAAGACCCCCAUAAGGCGAUGGCCUUCAUGAAGGUAGAAUUGGAAGGUCUAACCGGACACAUAGAGUUCAACAGCAAAGGCCACCGCUUCAACUACGCCCUGAGGGUCGUGCAGAGCAGCUCAGAGGGGCUAAGGCAGGUUGGUGUGUGGCAUUCGGAGCACGGUCUGUCCAUGGAGAGCGACAUCAACCUCCUCAUCAUGGCCGGCACCAUCUUCAACACCACCCUCACCAUCACCACCAUCUUGGAGAACCCCUACGUGAUGCUGAGGCCAGAAUACCAGGCCCUGGAGGGCAACGAGCGCUACGAAGGAUUUUGUGUAGACAUGCUGCGAGAGCUGGCCGAGCUGCUGCACUUCAGCUACCAUCUACGACUGGUGGCGGACGGCGUGUACGGCGUGCCCAGUGCCAACGGCACCUGGACGGGCAUGGUGGGCGAGCUCAUCUCUAGGAAAGCUGACCUGGCUGUAGCGGGGCUCACCAUCACCUCAGAGAGAGAGAAGGUCAUUGACUUCUCCAAACCCUUCAUGACCCUGGGCAUCAGCAUCAUGUACACAGCACACAUGACACGUCGACCAGGCUACUGGUCCUUCCUAGACCCCUUCUCUCCAGGCGUAUGGCUCUUCAUGCUGCUGGCCUACCUGAUCGUCAGCUGUGUGCUCUUCCUGGUGGCCAGGCUAACGCCGUAUGAGUGGUGUAGUACUGAGCCAUGCUUGCGGGAGCGCUGUAAACUGGUGCUGAACCAGUACACUCUGGGAAACAGUCUGUGGUUCCCUGUAGGGGGGUUCAUGCAGCAAGGCUCAGCCAUCACCCCCCAUGCCCUGUCCACACGCUGCCUCAGCACUGUCUGGUGGUUCUUCACCCUGAUCAUAGUGUCCUCCUACACAGCCAACCUGGCUGCCUUCCUCACCGUUCACAGGAUGGAGGUGCCCAUCGAGUCAGUGGAUGACCUGGCAGACCAGACCACCAUAGAGUACGGCACCAUGCAGGGAGGGUCCACCAUGACCUUCUUCCAGAACUCUCAGUACCAGACCUACCAGCGCAUGUGGAACUUCAUGCAUGCCAAGCAAACCAGUGUGUUUGUGAAGAGCACGGAGGAAGGCAUCGACCGGGUGCUCAACUCCAACUACGCCUACCUGUUGGAGAGCACCAUGAACGAGUACUACCGUCAGCGCAACUGUAACCUCACCCAGAUAGGAGGCCUGCUGGACACCAAGGGCUACGGCAUCGGCAUGCCACUGGGCUCAGUGUACCGGGAUGAGAUCGACCUGGCCGUACUCAAACUCCAAGAGGACAACAGGCUGGAGAUCCUUAAGAGGAAGUGGUGGCGGGGAGACAAGUGUUCCAAAGAGGUUGACCAUCAAACACAGGGGCUGGGCAUGGAGAAUAUAGGUGGGGUCUUUGUUGUCCUGUUGUCUGGUCUACUGCUGGCUGUGUUCAUGGCGGGGCUGGAGUUUGUCUGGGUGCAGCAACACUCUCCGAGGUCAGAGUUGUCCAUGUGUACAGAGAUGCUGAGGGCUCUCCAUGGGAUCCUGCUGUGCGAGGACAGUAUGGCACUGCAUGGUUUACCAGGCCCAGGGAUAUUACUACAAACACACACUUCACUCCCAGAGGAGCAUGGCGGGACCAAGACAGCCACUUGCACCCUCAGUAACGGCAUGGUGUGCGGGAUGGACAACAGUAGCAGCGGUCCUAUGGAGUCACGGUCUCAUAGACUGGCACAGGAAGCCAUUUUGGGUCCACGGGGCUGCACUCACGUCCGCAUCUGCCCAGAGUGCAGGGGAUAUAAAGGACUGCGGGUGCAAACACUGCCACCCAGAAAACACUCACCAGACCUCAGAGAGGAGAAUGUUUAG
This is a messenger RNA of Salvelinus sp. IW2-2015, 3057 nucleotides long. NCBI's taxonomy places the organism in Eukaryota, Metazoa, Chordata, Actinopteri, Salmoniformes, Salmonidae. The record is from RefSeq and is a predicted model, not a curated record.